Messenger RNA from Adelges cooleyi (spruce gall adelgid), 2427 nucleotides. RefSeq names its product major facilitator superfamily domain-containing protein 6-like. NCBI's taxonomy places the organism in Eukaryota, Metazoa, Arthropoda, Insecta, Hemiptera, Adelgidae. Gene Ontology annotation, cellular component: membrane. The record is from RefSeq and is a predicted model, not a curated record. Bases 730 to 2376 code for a protein of 548 amino acids. The transcript has 9 exons. Gene Ontology annotation, molecular function: transmembrane transporter activity.
CAGUAAGCGUUAGGCCUGGGUCGAUUUCAAACUACGUUCAACGAUUUUUCCGAAUUCGUUUACAGUUUUUCAAUUUUUUUAUUUUCAUAACUUCUACUUCCGGCUACUUCUACUUCCAAAACGUUGAUUUCCACAAGACCUACUUUUGUAACAAUAUAAUUUCCGUACCUUUGGUUUGAGCUUAGCACGACAUAAGAAGUUUCAUUCAAAUAAAAUAAAAAAUACCCGCACGACCCUUCUGGAGACACCUUAUUAGCCAUGAUUCCACGGUAGAGAGUGUACGAUCCUAAUGUGUGUGUAAAAUCGGAAAAAUUAGUUAGAACUUACUGUCUGUCGAACCAAUCAAAGAUUAAUACUAUAGUGUUUAUUUUUGUGACAAUUGAUAAAUAUGAUUGUGUCAAUUAACUAUAUUAGGUACAUAAUACGUGCUUAUUAUUAUAUUAUUUUAUUUAUCUUGCAAUUGAAACUUUUUUUUCCAACUAUAAUUUUUUAUUUGGAAAUUAGUCCAUGACAGUACGAUAUGAUUACUAAUAUAUUACUCAGCCACGUGACACACGGAUGCACUUCAAUGAAGGAUUUGCCGCCGUAUUGCUGAGUGGGAACGAUAUCCAUUUCGCUCAAUGCCGCAAUUACCAGCAGACAUUAUAAUAUAACAAUUUGCUUUACUAAUAGCUGUUAAAGGCACUUAAACUUUGACCGUCGAAAAACAAUUAUAGCAGAUCGUCCAAAAUGGGUUAUUUGCCAAGAAUCAACAAACAUACGCUUCCAAUAAAGUUGCAUUUUUUUCUUUACACGAGUAGUGUAGCUCCCAUAACAUGUUUUUCUGCUACCAUAGCGAAGGAGUUGGGAUAUUCUCCAUUGGCUGUCGGCUAUAUUUUUAUGUAUUUGUAUAUAUUAGGAAUGUUAAUUAAGCCCGCCGUAGGAUUUAUCGUUGACAAAUUUCCAAUUAAAAAAUUCAUAUUUAUGACAUCAAUUGUAUUAUGCGGAAUUUCCUCUUUCUCGUUGAUAUUUGUACCAAAAAUACCAUUGGAGACGGCAGCUAAUUUUACCUGCGCUUUAGAACAAACAACAAUAAACAUUUGUUUGGGAAAUGAUCAGCAGUUGUCCGAAUGUGACGAUAGUUUAUUUGCAGACUAUAAAAAAGAACCGAUUACGUGCAAGUUGGACUGCGAACAAAAUCAAUCGUUUCGAGACGAAAUAAGUAAAUCGUGGAACGUAACCGAUGAUGAUUCAAUCAAUAAACUUGGCGUUUCAUUGAUUAUAAACAUUACAGAAAGGGUAGAACAAUGUUUUGUUUUCCCAAUUACAUACUCGCAAAUCGGUCAAACGCGAGUAUUGUCGCCAGUUUGCUACCACCCUGUAGAAAAUCUUUGCAAAAUUGAUUGUUCCAACGACGAUCUGAUGGAAUUAGCUACUUCCAAGAAGUUCAAGGGGAAUGUAAUGAAAUUGCACACGUUUUGGCUGUACAUGACACUGAUGAGUAUCGCUUGGGGGUCAAUGGCGGUUAUUUGGUGCCACCAAGACACGAUUUGCCUAGAUAUUUUGGGAGACAAAUCCGAAAAUUUUGGAAAACUACGGUUCUGGACAUCUGUUGGCUAUGGUUCAUCAUCGGCAAUCGGAGGACUACUGGUCGAUCACUUCAGUCACAGCGGAACGCAUAAAAAUUAUACUCCUAUAUAUUAUUGGGGUCUGAUAUUAAUCAUUUUAAAUUUUAUCGUCGCGUUUAAACUAAAAGUAAUAGAAGCAAAGAACCCGAAAAAUGUAUUUAAAAAUGUUUUGCAAAUAUUUACUCGAUUCCACGUCAUUAGUUUUUUCCUAUGGACCGUUUGUUUGGGCAUGUGCACUUCGAUGCUUUGGAAUUAUCUCUGUUGGUACUUGGAUGACAUGGCUAUGGAGUAUCAACACGGACAAGAUUGGAUCAAAACGAUACAGGGCUUAACUUUUGGAAUUCAAUGUUUAGGCGGUGAAGUGCCGUUUUUCUUUUUCUCCGGUUGGAUAAUAAAACGGAUCGGCCACAGGCAUUGCAUGUCCCUAGUGUUGUUUGCUUUUGCCAUUCGUUUUUUUUUGUACUCGAUUCUAACCAAUCCCUUUUGGGUAUUGCCCAUCGAGUUCCUGAGUGGUAUCACGUAUGGAUUGGCUAUGGCGGUGUUGAUAUCGUACUCCAAAUGUAUUGCACCCCCCAACACUUUAAACUCGGUUGUAGGAAUAUCACAAGGAUUAAACGACGGCGUUGGUGUGUCGUUAGGAGCUUUGAUUGGUGGCGUGUUAUAUGAUACAUAUGGUGGAUCGUGGACGUUUCAGUUAUUUUCUCACGCAUGUCUUUCAUUAGGCAUUCUUCACGUCGUUUACACUUUGAUCGGAAAACCUAAAAUUUAAAAUAUAAUAUUAUAUCUAAUAAAAACAUAACGAUAUACAAAAAUAAUGUGG